GAGGAAAGCAGGAGAGCAAGAGCUGAGAGAGGCGCUGUUGGCAAGCUGCAGCUCAGGAACAGCCGAAGGGGGAGGCGCUGCAGCGGCUGAGGGCAGGCAGGCGGCGAAGGAGCGGAGCCGAGCGUCGAGUCCAGGGAUGCACCGGCUCCCCAGCCGCAGAGCGAACUCGCACGCAGCGCCCUGUCCACAGCCUGCACCCGUCCACAACACCGACUCUUUAAUCAGUCCAAUUGUUGGGGAAGGGAUCUGGUGUUGGGUGUAGGGGACAAACAAGGCGCAGGUGACUGCAAUACCUCUGCUCCAUUUUAUUUGACAGUAGCUGGAGAACAUCAGGAGCGGUGUCAGGAAAGCGCCUUUUACCUCCUCAAAAGCCCCAUUGCUAUAACGAUGUGAACCGAAUGGAGGCGAGGCGGUCAAGAGUGAAAAGUUUAUAUAGCUCGGCCGGGGGCAGUUAGUUAGUUGCUGGUUCUCUUCUCUAUCAUAUUUCGCUGUUAAAACCAGCCGUGUAAAAAAUAUAUAAUUCAAAGCAGUAUUCGGUGCAUUAACUUUCCCAAGUUAAGAGAGGGAGAGAAGAUAUUGUGGAAAUGUCUGCGAGCAUCCUGGAAUGUACCGGCGUGGUGCAGCUGAUGGGGUCAGAGGAAUGGUUUUGACUGAAGCCCGCCCGCUCGCCGGCUGCAACAAGGGUCCCGUAAACCCAUUUGAUCGAGAUUUAAUUUUGCCCGCGGACACAUUUGGCUGCGAACAGUAGCUGCGUUUUGGGACGCCUGCCUCUGCCGACGGAUUGUCACCUGGGUUUGCAGAGUGGAGGGAAGGAUGCACUCGGCUAUCUACAGAGCGAGAGCCGAGAAGCAGAAGGGGAGGCGCGGAUGUUUGAGUGUGGAAGUGAUCCUGCGGGGCGGCGCGCCGUGGGGAUUCACGCUGAAAGGUGGCCUUGAACAUGGGGAGCCGCUCACCAUAUCGAAGAUUGAGGAAGGAGGGAAAGCAGACUUGCUCACAAGCAAACUGCAGCUGGGGGACGAGGUGGUCAAUAUCAAUGACGUGGAGCUGAGCGGCUACAGACUAGAGGCCAUUACAUUGGUGAAAGGUUCCUACAAGACUUUGAAGCUGCUCAUUCACAGGCGGACUGAACCCACAGCCCGACCUCACUCCUGGCAUUCUACAAAAUUAGCGGAAAACCAACCGGAUUCAAGCAUGAUGCAAAUAUCUCAGGGCACGAUCAGCACUCCUUGGCAUCAAACUUACCAUUCCAGUUCUUCUACCAGUGACCUCUCAGGCUACGAUCAUGGAUAUCUAAGGAGGAGUCCUGAUCAGUAUAGUUCAAGAGGGAGCAUGGAAAGUCUGGACCAUACCAAUCUUCCGUACCACUCUUGCAAUCUCUCGCCUGCCAAAUCCACCAACAGUAUCGAUCAGCUUUCUCAUCAUCACAGCAAAAGGGACUCUGCCUACAGCUCUUUCUCUACAAGUUCCAGCAUUCCUGAAUAUCCAGCUCCAACCUUCCGCAAUGAACGUUCCUAUUCCAUGGAAAACAUGCCUUCUAGGAAUAGUCUACACGAAGGAAUCAGACAGGCUGAUAUAAAGUAUGUAAAGACAGUCUAUGACUCCCACAGGGGAAUAUCCGAGGAACGCGAGGUCAGCUGUCCUUCAACAAUAAAAGCAUCCAAUGGUCGAUCCCUGACAGGCUAUUACAAGCCCUCCAGUGGCAAUAGACACAGUAUUGGUCCAGUGUGGAAUAACCCAGGCAGGGGCUCUCUUGAGCCGGACAAUAAAGCUCCCCCUCUUCCUCCGACCCGCAGUGACAGCUUCAUGGCAAUUCGAGGCCACGACAAGCCUACCUCCUGGUCGAGUUUGGAUGGACAGAGCAAGCCUGCUCGACCUCAGCAAAAAGCAGCGUGGUCUCACCCUACCAACGCAGGCUCUGGUGGACAAGCUCAUCUGCUGAAGCCUCAAUUUGUAGAAGGACAACUCAACACAGUGAUGGAGAAGAGUCCCGAAAGUAGCCCAGUUACUCAACCCAAGCACACUUACAUUCAGACGCCACAGCCAGGUCAACCCAUGCUACCAACUGGAAUUUAUCCUGUGCCCCAACCUGAACCACGAUAUGCACAGGUGCCAACAAACAACAGCAAUUUAAUGCUUCAAAGCAACAAUAAUGGGUUAUUGUACCCUGCCCUAAGUAGAGAAAGUACACUCAGUGGUCAAAAUUCAACUGAAAGGACUAAAUGUGCUCCGUGCAAUGUUGAGGAAAGCAAAAUCCAAAGCAUUGGCAAUAAGUCUGGUCUUUAUAAACCCAAUGCUGCACUUGAUUCUGACAAGAAAUACGAGGUGGCUUUAGAGAACACACAGAGUCAAUAUGGUCACUAUGAGGUACAUGUCUUCCCUGACACUGAAUCAGGGUUGCCUGUUGGGCACCAGUCCUGUGCAAAUACAUCAACAGUUGUCAGCGCCAGUCCAAUUGAUGCACAGUAUUCUUGUGUAAAUAGCAAACAGCCACAACCCCAGCAAAGAAUGAAAAGCAGUGAGAAAGAUUUGUCUUCACAUCAAGCAGAGAGCAGGCAAGGAAAAGACCAAAUGGAUGGAGAGUCUUAUCAGUGGAGAACAGAACAGGAAAAUCAGUCACCUUGGAUGCAGGAUGGAGACUGCCAGAGCUCUCCUUUCAGGCAGAACCAACAAGAGAGUAAAAUGGUUCACUGCAAGCAACAAAAUGUGGAUGCAAAAAUCUCACAACAAUGGGAAAGUUACAGUGACAGCAGAGUAUCCCAAAAGUUGGACCAGGACAGGAAAGAGCAGGUCUCUGACCACUGGGGAAACCACGGAAAGCAACAGUGCCCUAAACGCUACAGUGAAAUUGUCAACACUGUUCAGUCAAAGUUUCAGGAACAGAGCCAGUACCAAGAGCAGCACGGUGUACCAGAUGCUGGGAGGAAUCGGUACAGUUCGAGCAGUACCCAAAGUUCCCAGAGUGGGCAUUUUGCAAAAGCUGAAAUGAGCAAACGCUCCUCUGUUCUGGAAGCCGUCAACAUGAUUGAACAACGUGAACAGGACGAGAGAGCUCCGAAUCCACGAGGAUAUCACCUGGGUUCACACCCGGCCAGGUUCAGCCAGUCCAGCUCGAGGAACUCACUAAACAGCCUGGAUGAACCCAGGAGCAGGGUUGCUGACACCCAGCCGGCGAGGCAGCCACCAGCCGCGAUGAUGAACCUGAUAACUGCAGACAAGACUCCCAUCCUUCACCACCUGACCUGUGAGAGUAGAGAUGCGAUUUAUCGGUCAGAGGAUCCAAGGCGUGAGGACAGAGAGUUGCAAUUCCCUGUUAAACCCGCUCAACGGAACGACAGAACCCCGAUCCCCAUUGCAAACAAGGGCCCCCAGCUCACCAAGAGCAGAAGCUCCCUCCAGCUGAUGGAGAAAGGGGAGAAGGACACAUUCUGUGAAGACGACCUUUCGAGUUCUCCACCUGACAACGCGUUCAACCGAGCCUACAGGAACAGCCUGAAGGACGCUCAGAGCAAGGUGCUGCGGGCCACUUCAUUCCGCCGCAAGGACCUGGACCUGACGCCUCCCUACAUGGGCAAGAACAAGAGCAAUCCCAGGGCCGGGGAGCGGCCCGCCUCGGCGCACGUGGGCUCUGCCUCCCAGGCCCGGCUCUGGCACGCGCUGCAGGAGCGGCAGUGCGUCACGCCGACGGAGGGCCACGUGCGCCCGGUGUCCCUGGAGCCGCGUCACAGCGUGGGUCACGUGUCCCAGGUGAGGGCGGAGCCGCGUCACAGCGAGGGUCACGUGGGCCCGAUGUCCCAAGAGUCGCGUCACAGCGAGGGUCACGUGGGCCCGAUGUCCCAAGAGUCGCGUCACAGCGAGGGUCACGUGCCCCAGGUGAGGGCGGAGCCGCGUCACAGCGAGGGUCACGUGGGCCCGGUGAGAGUGGAGCCGCGUCACAGCGAGGGUCACGUGCCCCAGGUGAGGGUGGAGCCGCGUCAGAGCGAGGGUCACGUGCCCCAGGUGAGGGUGGAGCCGCGUCAGAGCGAGGGUCACGUGCCCCAGGUGAGGGUGGAGCCGCGUCACAGCGAGGGCCACGUGCCCCAGGUGAGGGAGGAGCCGCGGCAGGUGGCCGCUGCCGCCGCCGGUCCCGGUCCCGAUCUCCAUCACCAUCAGCAUCAGGUGGGUCGCAUCGGGGGCCGGCGGCGGCUGACGGCCGAGCAGAAAAAGCGCUCGUACUCGGAGCCCGAGAAGAUCAACGAGGUGGGCGUGAGCGACGAGCAGCGCAAGGAGCGCACCUUCACCUUCCCCGAGGCGGCCGAGCUGAGGUCGGUGGCCGACAGGAGGAGGCUGUUCGAGCGCGAUGGCCGCACCGUGUCCACCGUCAACCUGUCCCGGCCUGAGCUGAAGCAGCUGCAGCAGAGCGCACUCGCCGACUACAUCCAACGCAAGACGGGCCGCAGGCCGCAGCUGCCCGAGCCCCCCGGCCCGGAUAACCACAGCCUCAGCUCCUGCUCCACCAGCCUCAGCUCGCUGCUGGAGCCCGGCGUCCCCGUCCCCGUUGCCCUCGCAGGCCCGCCGCCGCCACACCAGCCCCACCAGCCCCGGGCCAGCGUGGUGGAGAGGCGCUACGGCUCUGAGUUAACGCUGAAUAAAACGCCGCCUCACGACCUGGUGCGGCCUCCCCGCCACGGCCGGCAAGUCCCGGGCCAGGAGCAGCCUCCCUUCGACAGGCCCUCGUCCGCCAGGAACUCCGGCAAGUUCGCGUCCGCCGACAACUUGCUGCAGCAGAGGGCCGACCACCCCGUCGCCGUCCACGUCCGUUCCAGGUCUUCGCCCUCCACUGAUAUGGUCUCUCAGGAUGUUCUGUGUGCUAUGAACAGACCUUCAGCCUUCCCUAAAAAAGAUCUAAUUUCUUCUUCGUCCAACAUGAUGGGCCCUGACUGCACGAGCAACACCUAUGGGGCUCUACUGGCAACUGGUUCCAAAGUCCAGCAAGUGCCAAAGUUGCCCUCCGAGUGCAGGUGGCCGCUCAUCCAGGCAGCCUCUCAAGACUGGAUUUUUAACAAUGAUGGCAGAAGCAAGCACAUGGGACCAUCUCUGUCAACUAGUUAUGAGGAUGAAUUGGAUCCCCUCACUGUAAACAAAUUGCCAGUUAGAAACGAGAAGCAGAAAUCCCUGGAGAAUUAUAGGCCCAGCAGCACCUCCUGCAUCAGGCAGCUAACGAACACAGGGCAAUUCAACUUCUGGUCGAACCCAGAGAACCCAACACAAGACGGAUCUACUUCAGAACACUGCGGCAAAUCUAUCUCCAGUGAUCACGAGAACAAGAAUGGCAGAACCGCAGGGUCUUACCAAAACUACCUUCCAGAAGAAACUGUGAUGAAGAAGAAGAGACCACCACAGAGACCUCCAGCACCUAAAUCGAAAUGGGUCAACUCAGUAAAUGAUGACUCCAUCAAGAGGGGCACGUUCCCUCCUAUUGCCAGGUCAAAUUACGACCUGUCUGAGAGGGACCAGUAUCACAUUAUUGGAACUGCCAUUACACGGGAACCUGAGCUAGGACCUGCCCAACCAUCUUCCCCUCGCGGCAGCGUGCACUCGCUACCUUCCCUGUCAGAGUCGCGCCUCCAGUCAUUCUUAUCGUUCACAGAUGAGGAUGACGUGUUUGUCCAGGAUUUGGACACUAGGGUCCCUGCUGGAGGUUUUCAGCCCCUUCCGCCCCCACAUCCACAGGAUCCCAGGGCUGUACCGGAAACCAGGGACAACGAGUUUCCACCGCUGCCUUUUCCGAAUACCUUUAAAGAUCAGAGGACUGAGGAAUUAUUUAGCAGGAGUGAUGAACAAGCUGUGACCAGGUUUUCAGAAAACUAUUCCACCAGGGGCCUGGUGCCUGUGAUAAAUGACGCAGAUGAAAAUAGCCGUGCAGUCCCGCUCUGCAGCUGCUCUGCCCAACGCAGCACCAGUGUUAAUAUACCAACCACUCUUACAACCCGGGAAGAACCCCACUCAUCCCAAACUGAGCAUUGCCAAAGCCAGAGCUGGGAUUCCCCAUGUGAUCAAAUGCAAAAUGCAACCACAAUCCAGGAGAGCUCGGACUGUAAACUCCCUUCAAUGCCAAUGGAAGAAAUGAAGAAAUCACCUGAGGACCUCAAGUCAGAAGAACUUGCCAAAGAGAUCAUUGGCAAAGACAAGUCUUUGGCAGAGAUAUUAGAUCCAGAUUCGAAUUUGAAGACAACCAUGGACCUGAUGGAGGGCAUUUUCCCCAGGGGCAGCACGGUGAGGCAGGAGGUGCAACACAGAAGGCCAAGAUUACAGAAGAUGGUCAACAACUCUGUAUCUGAGGAGGAGAAGAAAGAGGAGAAAGAGAGGGGAGCAGCCACUGCAUAUUGUCCCACUUACUACAGCACGUCGGCCCUCAAAGCUGAACUGAUGAAUAAAAUAAAGGAUAUGCAGAGAAAUGAUGCUGAAGAUGAGGAGGAAGUACCGGACAUAAACGAGAAAAAGAAUGAGCUAAUUGAGAGCAUAACAUGUAAAAUUCAAACCCUGCGUGAAGCCAAGGAGAGCCUAGCAACUGACAUUAAACUGAAUAGUGCUCUGGGCGAGGAAGUGGAGAUCAUGAUUAAAGGCUUAUGCAAGUCCAAUGAAUUUGAGAAGUACAGGAUGUUAAUUGGCGACUUGGACAAGGUCGUAAACUUGCUGCUUUCCCUCUCUGGUCGUUUGGCACGAGUGGAAAAUGUCCUGAAGACUCUGGAUGAAAGUGCAAAUGCGGAGGAGCGUAAUUUGUUAAAUGAAAAGCGUCGACUCUUGACCAGUCAGCAUGAGGAUGCAAAAGAACUGAAGGAGAACCUGGAUCGCAGAGCACGUGUGGUCUUGGCUAUCCUGGAGAACUACUUGACCGCAGAACAACUCGACGACUACCAGCACUUUGUGAAGAUGAAGGCGGCCCUCCUGAUGGAGCAGCGGGAGCUGGAUGACAAGAUCAAGCUGGGUGAUGAGCAGCUCAAGUGUUUAUUGGAAAGCCUACCUGCUGACUUCAUAUCGCAAAGGACGGCUCCUUCACCCACCAGCCACUCCCAGCCUGGCACCUCACAGCAGACAUUUACCUCUCCCCUUUAAAAUGAGAGUAAGGGAUUAUUUUUUUCAGGUUUUAAGAGUAAACAUUCAAUAAACAUGAAUAUCAAAGACGGCGUAUUUAAAGUGCUCUGAAUUUUAAAGAAACAAUGGCUAACAUGGUUUGGCCAGAAGAUACUCCUCAUGGGAACAUACCCACAUGCCAGUCUACAUCAGCGCUACACUUGAAAAUUCCCAUGGAGAGAGAGAAGAAUCUUUUCAAAAGUAAUUUUUUUUUAAAAAGCACCCCAUGAAGGAAAGCAGCAGGGUAAAAGAUCUCUGCGUAAAAGAUAUUUUAAAAGCAAUAAGAAACUGUUUUGUAGCCUUGCCAAUAACUUCAGAGAAUUACUACUAUUUAUAAUUUUGAAGUAUAAGAUUCUGUAUAUACACUAACCUUUCAUGGUUCUACUCUAUUGUGUAGGGGGGAAAAAGUCUAAUUUUGUAAGAAAAUCACUUUUGGAGAGAAAUACAACCCAUAUCACAAACACUGAUUGUAAUCUACUGAGUUUUUGCUUUUCUAUUAACAAUGAAGGACUUCGGAUCACCGGGAACAGAGGAAGCUGGAGAUGAACAAUCAUUUUUGUACCAAAUGCUGAUAAAUUCUUUCAAAAUAUGAUGAGUUUCCACUUUUAACUCACAUUGUCAGUAACUUUCACUUUUCAAAACAAUGUUGUAAACUAAAGGAAUUUUUACAUCUGCAUUUUUGUCCUGAUGUUUGAUGGUUAGAUAUGACCCCCAGUAGCUGGGUAAUCACCCUUCUGUACAGCUGGCAGAAAUUAUUGACUGGCAUUGCUCUCCAGGACAGUACGGCAUGAGUUCCUCCAGUGCCCUCAUUAUUUAUACCAAGAUCAGACGAUAUUGAAAUAUAUGUAGAAUACUGAUUUGUUUCUGAAGUGCCCUCCGUGAAUGAAGGAACUCAAAAUUGGUACAUGUUGCAACCGAAGCUCUCCUGUCUUCAGAGUUCCCGUCUCUAUCUGCGUAAUGUGAUGUUAAUCGUAGUGUUGGAAAAGCAGUUUACAGUGCAGAUGCGCACAGCUCCACCCACAGAGCCCUAUUUAUGUGGGAUUCCUAAUGCAUUGGAUGAGUUGGGUACAACCUAAAGCUUCUGUAACACUUUUUUCUCUUUUUAAAAUAUUCCGAUUUCUCAAUAUAAUGGGCUGUAUGUACACCACUGUACCAAAUACUAACUUUCUGAAGAGCAGACCCUGAGAUGGAAGAUGCGAUAAGAAUCUUCAUUACUUGACUGCUGUCAGAUCCAGGUUUUAUCUUAUUUUAAGCUUUGUUGUGGCAUCUGAUGACAAGUUGGGUUUUUUUUGUAAUUAAUAAUGUUUCAUGCUCCACUGUAAUGCCAACUUUUUUUAUUCAGAGGACAAUGACUUUUCAGAGUUCAAUCACGACUUGGUCACAGCUGUACUCGUUCAAUGUUUGCCAGUCAAUCCGAGUCUUUGCCCAGACGGUGAUGUGAAACACGUUCCAUGGCUUCUCACAAAUCAGCCUGUAGUGCAGUAUGUGAAAUCAAUCCUUUGCCAUACUUCUCACAGUCAUAUGUGUUCUUGACCAGAAAUCAUGACAUUGAAGCUUGCACCCCACUUAUUGCUGCAGACAAUAAAAAUGAUGAGUGUCA
Molecule: messenger RNA, 8710 nt
Organism: Amblyraja radiata (thorny skate)
Lineage: Eukaryota; Metazoa; Chordata; Chondrichthyes; Rajiformes; Rajidae
Gene: shroom3
Product: shroom family member 3
Exons: 11
Coding region: 814-7092 (2092 amino acids)
Biological process (GO): actin filament organization
Cellular component (GO): cortical actin cytoskeleton; apical plasma membrane; adherens junction
Molecular function (GO): actin filament binding
Source: RefSeq, a predicted model, not a curated record